CGUCGACCCGGAAGUCGUCCCCGGCGGCCGCCGGCCGGCAGCCGUGACAAAAGCCGGGCUGCUGGUGGCAGUCGCCCGGGGACCCCGGCCCGGCGGAGGGUUCCUCCGAGGGCGGCGGCCAAGACACCGUUGUGUCCCCCGCACAUCGGGACUCGGUCUGGGCGCGCCCCCCAGCGGUGUAGGACCCGGUGUUCGGCGUCUGUAAGUGUUGGGUGCGGGGCGCCGUAGGCCCUGCCCCGCCCUCCCCAGGCAGCGCGGCGGCUCUGCGACCUCUGCUUUAUAAAGGCUGCGGAAUCUCCGCUGGUCGGGCUGGCGCGAGGGGGAGAAGCAGUACCGCCGCUGUGGCUUUGCAGUGCCUGUAGGACGCCGAGGGCCCAGAGCCCCGGCCGGGGCCCUGAAUAGGGCACGCCACGUAGCCUUGUCUCCGUACGCAGUUAACGUCCCAUUCCCGAGCUCAAGUGAAGUAGAAGGAGGGUGAUCGAUCGUCUGAGUAGCCAUCUGCCCCUUUUAGCCAUGAACGCAGAGACAGUGUCCUCGUUACAAGAGGCUCCAGCUGAGUCCAGCUGGAACCUCAGUAACCUGCUGAGUAGCCGGAAGCUGAUGGCUGUGGGGAUCGUGCUCGGCUGGCUCCUGGUCAUCCACUUUCUGGUCAACGUGUGGCUCCUGUGCCUUCUGUCUGCAUUGCUGGCGGUGCUGGGAGGAUGGCUGGGCUCAAACGCCGUUGUGGGGGCUUCAGGUCGACUGCACCUGGAACGCUUCAUCCCAGUGGCCGCCUGCCCUCCAAACCCUGAGGCAGAGAGGCACCUGGAACUGGAGAUCGACCGUACCAUCCAGAUGAUUCUUCGGGACUUUGUGUCGUCCUGGUAUCGCUCAGUGAGCCAGGAGCCAGCCUUUGAGGAAGAAAUGGAGGCCGCCAUGAAAGGGUUGGUCCAGGAGCUCCGGAGGAGGAUGCGCAUGGUGGACAGUCAUGCCCUUGCCCAGAGGGUUCUGACUCUCUGCGGUUGUCACCUGCAGAGCUAUAUUCAGGCGAAGGAAGCCCUGGCUGGGAGGCAGAGUGGUACAGUUGAGCCCUCCCAGCUCUGGGAGGCUUACAGCCGAGCUACUGCCCCGCAUCCUGCUGUGCAGAGCGCCAGCACUGAGGUCACUUAUACACGUGGCAUUGUAAAUUUGUUGCUUCAAGGACUAGUGCCAAAGCCCCACCUGGAGACCCGGACCGGUCGCCAUGUAGUGGUGGAACUCAUUACCUGCAAUGUAAUCUUACCACUGAUUAGCAAGCUGUCAGAUCCUGACUGGAUCCACCUCGCACUUGUGGGCGUCUUUUCCAAGGCCAGAGAUAAUCCAACAGCAGUGGUUAAACCAACUUCCCCAGCCAGUGCCCUGGAAAAGCCCUCCGUGCCCACAUCUCUGCCACUGAUUGUUGAGGUACAGAGCCUGCCAGAAGUGAGAGCCCCUUCUCCAGCAGCAGCAGCGCCGGUGCUCCUGAACUGUAAUGAGCCAGACCGGCCUUCCCAUCACUCCCCAGAAGUUGAAGAAGGCCAUGAAGCACUAGAGGGAGAACUGGGUGGAGUGCCAGAAGAAAGAAAAGUAGGAAACAACUCAUCUCAUUUCCUACAGCCAGAUAUUCGAGGCCCUUUGUUCUUAUGUGAAGACACAGAGCUGGAGUCUCCAUUGUCUGAACUGAGCAAGGAAACCAUCAUGCUCAUGACCCCAGGCAACUUCCUCUCUGACAGGAUCCAGGAUGCCCUGUGUACCCUGGAGGGUCCCCAGUCUCUGGAGUCUAAGGAUGUUGAGGGAUCCGAAGGAAUUGAAGGAGCAGAGGCCGAGCUGGGUCCAGGAACAGAAACAGAGACAGGGCUGCUGGUCUCCUUGCUGACUUCCUGCCCAGAGAUCCACAUUGACACAGCAGACAAGGAAGUAGAGCAAGGAGAUGUCACCUCUCUUAGAGCUUUGCUGACAGAUCCAGAAAGGACCUGCCCCCCACGACCCUCAUGCUUAGAGAAGGCUCUCACCAAUGGUGUGAGCUCCGUAGAUCCUAAUCUGCCACAGGUUCUGCUUUCCUCCUCUCCACCUGGUCCUCUCAGCUCAGCCACCUUCAGCUUUGAGCCCCUGACCAGUCCAGAUGGCCCAGUUGUCAUCCAGAACCUUCGUAUCACUGGUACCAUUACUGCUCGAGAGCACAGUGGCACUGGAUUCCACCCAUACACACUCUACACGGUGAAGUAUGAGACAGCCCUGGAUGGUGAGAACAGCAGUGGCCUGCAGCAGGUGGCCUACCACACUGUGAAUCGCCGCUACCGCGAGUUCCUCAAUCUGCAGACGCGUCUGGAAGAGAAAUCAGAUCUCCGAAAGUUCAUAAAAAAUGUGAAGGGUCCUAAAAAGCUCUUUCCGGACCUUCCAUUUGGAAACAUGGAUAGUGACAGAGUAGAAGCCCGAAAGAGCCUCCUAGAAUCCUUUCUAAAGCAACUCUGUGCCAUUCCAGAGAUCGCUAACAGUGAGGAGAUGCAGGAGUUCCUUGCUCUGAACACAGAUGCUCGUAUUGCCUUUGUCAAGAAACCAUUCAUGGUGUCCAGAAUAGACAAGAUGGUGGUAAGUGCUAUCGUGGACACCUUGAAGACAGCAUUUCCUCGCUCCGAACCCCAAAGCCCCACAGAAGAGCUGAGUGAGGCCGAGACAGAAAGCAAGCCCCAGACAGAAGGCAAGAAGCCUAGCAAGUCCAGAUUGAGGUUCUCCUCCAGUAAGAUUGCUCCAGCACUGACUAUAACUGAGGCACCUGAGAAGAUUCUCUAUUGUCUCCAGGAAGGCAAUGUGGAGUCAGAAAUCCUAUCCAUGUCUGGGAUGGAAUCCUUUAUUGAAAAACAGACAAAGUUAUUAGAAAUGCAGCCAGCAGAAGCCCCAGAAAAAGAUCCUGAACAAAUCCCCAAAGAUUGUACGGAUGGUUACUUGUCAGAUGCAGCUGUGCCGGCCCGAGACCUCAGCAACGGUGAUCCAGGAGCAGAGACAGAGCUCGCUGACACAGCCCUAGAUCUGCUCCUCUUGCUGCUGAUGGAGCAGUGGAGAUGGCUAUGUACAGAAAACAUGCAGAAAGUUCUUCAUCUUAUGUUUGGGACCCUAGUUCAGAGGUGGCUAGAGGUACAGGUGGCUAAUCUAACAUGUCCACAGCGCUGGGUGCAGUACCUCCGACUUCUUCAGGAGUCCAUCUGGCCUGGUGGUAUUUUACCGAAGUGUCCACGGCCUGUGAGGACCCAGGAGCAGAAAGUGGCUGCUGAAAAACAGGCCUUGCAGAGCCUCAUGGGAAUCUUGCCAGAUAUUGUGGUAGAAAUCCUUGGGGUGAACAGAUGCCGGCUGAGCUGGAGUCUCGUCUUGGAGUCACUACGGCAACCCCUCAUCAACAGGCACUUGAUUUACUGCCUUUGGGACAUCAUCCUGGAAUUCUUGGAUCUCAGUGCCUCCGUUGAGGAGUCUGCCGUAACCACCUCUGCCUCAGAUACCCCAGGCAACCCCAAGAGAAUGGGUGUCUCCCCUUAGCCAUAGGUUAUUCACCCAUUCUUUGAAGGCUGGGAAAGGAGAGUUGCUCUGCCACCCUGCGACCAGUCAGGAACCUGUGCCCUCUGCAGCUGAACUGUAGCUCAGAAGACCUCGGGUCCCAGGGGCACAGUUCUCCCCCAGCUCUACUCCACAGAGCAGGCGACCUAGCAGAUGAUGGGGGAAAUAUGUACCAAUCAUAUGCAUAUCCAUUUCCAUACUUUUUCUGUGGUGUUUGGAUUGUUGCUGGUGGGUAGAUCCUGGAAAAGGAAUCUGUAAGGUAGAAGAAUGAGCCCCUUUUGCCUCUCCUUUGCCCUCCUCCCUAAGAUUGUUUGCCAGGAGCCUGGUCCUGUGCAUACAUGUUCCUAAUCCUCCAACACACAAGCUGUAGAUAGACCAAGUGAAAACUGAUAGCCAGAUCUCUUGGAGGAGCAGACAAUUUUCUAGAGCUCUCUGUUCCCACCAGGAAACUGCAGAUUCAUUCAGGACCACUCUUGAAAGCCAGACCCCCCACGUUCUGUCUAGUUUCCCAACAAUUCCAGAAGAAGGAAGGAAAACAUUUCUCAAGGGACUUUUUGUUGAUUGACUAUUUUCCAACACAUCAGCCCUAUGGAGGAUGUCACUGAAGGCUGCUUCCCUGGGUGGCUACACUUUUUCUGUGCAGAAGACUUCAAAGCAGAUUGCCAAAGCUUCUUGGUAGAUCCACCCCACUCUCCACACCCUUUCCUGAAAGAGAGUUGCAUCACAGAUUUUAUUUAUUCGCUUUCCUCCUAACCCUUCUCCAAGAGCAGUUGAGUUUGGGUCUUUAUGACCUUCCCUCUAUCUCCCUUCAGAAUCGCAUGGCGGAUUGCUUAUUCAGCCCAGUGCUUCCAAAGGGAAUGGAGACGCUUGCUCCGUGGCUGGGAAUGCCCAAAGAGUAGGAAACCCAGGGGGCUGUGGGGCUUCUCUCUUCACAAGUCUCCAGCAGGGGACUUUUAAACUGAACCAAUAAUAUUAGCAAACCUGCAGGGAAUUGAUUACCCACAAAAAGCUUUUUACUUCCUGUUCUUUAAGGAUCUAAUGAGUCUUUAAGAACACUUGAAGAUGAAGGCGAAGGUGCUAUAUCAGGCUGUAGUGUCUUAGAAGAAUAGAACAAUUAGGAGAACUUGUUGGUAGGAAAGGAGGCAGACAGUGUUGACAAGGGAAGUCCUAUACAUUAAAUGCAUGUGAGUAGCUGACAGAAAAGGUUUAAGGAGGUCAUGGGAGACCCUUGCCUUGUGCCCCUCAUCCCGUUAGCUUUGCACCUGCCUAUUAGUGCCCUUCUGUCACUGAAUUAUGGAUCCUCCCAUUUGAAGGGGGAUCUUGGACUUAGACUGGACUUAGACUGAUGAGCAUGGGAUGGGUCUAGAAUGGGCAUCAGGUUCUCAGACUCUGAUGUAGAUGAUGUGCACACAAAGUGGUUUAUGGGAGAAAGUUGUGCAGUCUUACACUUUUUAUACUCCUCUGGAGGCUUUUACCCAUAAAAUGUGUUAUGCUAUGAUUGGAAGGCUUUAGGUAGGCGAUUACUGCCUAAGGACAAGAUGAAUGAGAUCAUGUCUCAUGGUACCUUCUAGCCUUAAAAUAUGAUUUUUACAGCGACUUUAUGGCUUCAGAGCUUCUCCCACCCCGGACAUUCACAGGCAGAAGGAGCGCAGCAUUUCUAGCUUUAGUAAGUAUUUGCAGGAGUGUGGGACUGCAGGGAAUCCAGCCUCACUUACUGAAGCCGAUCCUUCACCUUUUUCAGCUCGGGCCAGGAUGCUCUUCAGGAUAGAUGCAGUAGCCAGCUCAUUUCCACUACCCUUCUCUUCUGAUACUUUACCCUCAUAUGUACUUAGCCACCUACAUUGCUUUGAAUCUCUGCUAUUAGGGCUCAGAUGUCACACAGAGCCAGUACGUAAACUGACGCACCAUAAAAUCCCCGUGGCUAUAAAUUCUGAGCAAUUUUUUGACACUUCCAACCCAAAGAAAACUUCUUAUAUUUCAUGUUGCAUAAGAGAUGCCACCUCUGUGGUCUGUGCCCCAAAACAUAAUCUGUCCUCAGGCCUUCCUCCUGUCUAGAAGGGAAAUCAUGGAUAUCACCAAGGAAAUAGUCAAGUUUGGGUAGCAGGCACAGACAACAAGGGAGAUCAGCACUUGGGAGAGAGCCACAGGUAUUAAGAAAAGAUGCUCCCAGCUGAGAAGUGAUAAAAGGCAAUGAAGAAUAGGGCCUGCACUAACCCAGAAUGUUCGUGAUUUUUCUUUGGCCCUACCCAGCACAUUCAUUUCCAGUUGCUACUCUUUUCUUUGUUUAUAGCACCCAACAACAGUUGUUAGGUCCUAGGUGGAGUAAAAAUAUGUGUAUAUGGUUAUAUGAGUCAGGAUGCUUUGGACUGAAGGAAAACUCAAAGGGAAUUUUGUUUUCUUCCAAAAAUGAGUACCUGAGUAGGUAAGCCCCAGGGGCGGAUGGAUUCAGCAACUCCGACCUCAUAAAGGGCCCAGAUUCUUCCCAUCUUUCCCCUCUGCUGUUGUAAACAUGCUUGUGUAAACAUGCUUGUCCGGUUCUCAGACUGCCUACCUGGUUGCUGCAGUUCGGAGCAUCACAUUCAUAUGUAACAGUAUGAAAGAACAGAGUCAUCUCUUCCAUGUUUUCUUUUAAAGAAUGAGGAAACCUUUUUCCAGAAACCCUUCAAGAAUGCUCUUCUCAUGACUCAUUGGCCAGAACUGUGCAUCCCUAAGCCAAUCUAUUGAAAAUGGCAUUACCUGGUUGGCUUGCACUAGUAUUUACCCCCUUCCCCCACAGAGAGGAGGUCACGCUCCAGGAAAGUUAGAUACCUAAAAAAAUUAGAUGUUAGCAAGGAAGAAGCAGAGGAUGGGUGUUAAUAGACAAUGUCUGUUACAUCAUCUGUACAACAUCAACAGAUCCCCCAUGGUACUCUAAAAAUACCUGGAAUCGGCUAAGAACAUUUGCUGAAGGCACCACAUGAAGCACUUCACCUGGAGUAACUCAUUUAACCCAUACACAGCCCUGUAAGGUAGGUUCUAUUAUCUAUCCCCAUUUCAUAGAUGAGGAACACAAGGCACAGAGAGAUUGUGAGUUGCCCACAGUCACUUGCAAAGAAAUGGCAGAGCCUGGAUACAAAUCUUGCCAGUCUACCCUCAAGCCUACAUGCAUAAUAACCAUUAUACUAGUCUGUGUUUCUUCUCAGAAUAAGAUCAGGUUCUCAUUUUUAAGGAGCUCACGAUCUAGUGCAGAAGUUCGCAGACUUUUUUGGUAAAGGGGCAGAGAAUAAAUAGUCCAGGCUUGGCCAUAUGGUGGUGGUCUCUGUUGCAACUCAGCUCUUCCAUUGUAGCAUGAAAGCAGUCAUAGACAAUACAUAGAUCAAUGACUGUGGCUGUGUUCCAACAAAACUGUGUUUGCAGAAACCGGCAGCUGACCAGAUUUAGCCCAUGAGUUGUUUGCAGGCCUCUUUCUAAGGAGUUAGAACAGUGCUUUUCAAACUUUAGUGUACAUGUGAUUUACCUGGGACCGUGGUAAAGUAUAUGCUGCAUUUCUAACAAGCUCCCAGAUGUAUGCCAAUGAGAAUACAGAUCUUCAACCACACCUUGAGUAUCAAGGGGUUAAAACAUAGACAACUCUCAAGUGUGAUUAAUACACUAUUAAAUAUAUAGGAAGGGCACUUCAUUGAGAGUAGAGGGCCAUGGAAAGCCUGAGGUGAUAAUAUGUGAAUUGACUCCUGGAAGAUUCAUGAGAAUUAACCAGUAAAAACAUGGGGAGGGUGUCCAGAGAAACAGUGAACAAUGUGUGCAAAGACAGAGUCGCCACAGAAAGACAAAUACUGUAUGAUUCCACAUAUCUGAAGUACCUAGCAUGGUCAACCUCACAGAAACAGUAGAAAUGUGGUUGUUGGGAAUUAGGGGAAUGGGGAGCAUGUAAUGGGUACCGAGUUUUCAAUUUUGCCAAAUGAAAACAGAUUCCUGUUUUAUCAACCGUGUAAGUAGACGUGACACUCCAGAGCUGUACACUGAAAAUAGUUAAGAUGGCGAAUUGUAGAUUCUGUUUAUUGUACUACAAUCAAGACAUGUAAAAUGAAUAAAAGCUGUGGAGAACUACAA
Molecule: messenger RNA, 7632 nt
Organism: Mirounga angustirostris (Northern elephant seal)
Lineage: Eukaryota; Metazoa; Chordata; Mammalia; Carnivora; Phocidae
Gene: SNX19
Product: sorting nexin 19
Exons: 11
Coding region: 514-3525 (1003 amino acids)
Cellular component (GO): intracellular membrane-bounded organelle
Molecular function (GO): phosphatidylinositol binding
Source: RefSeq, a predicted model, not a curated record